Grammomys surdaster is the source of this 879-nucleotide messenger RNA. It is a transcript of the gene Hes3, whose product is annotated as hes family bHLH transcription factor 3. Gene Ontology annotation, molecular function: DNA-binding transcription factor activity, RNA polymerase II-specific; RNA polymerase II cis-regulatory region sequence-specific DNA binding; protein dimerization activity. Lineage: Eukaryota; Metazoa; Chordata; Mammalia; Rodentia; Muridae. The coding region runs from base 26 to 664 and encodes 212 amino acids. The transcript has 4 exons. Gene Ontology annotation, cellular component: nucleus. The record is from RefSeq and is a predicted model, not a curated record. Gene Ontology annotation, biological process: regulation of neurogenesis; regulation of transcription by RNA polymerase II; anterior/posterior pattern specification.
UCACUGCCUGUGUGAACCUCACAACAUGGGCACUGAGCCCACAUCGAGGGGCAACCCCAGUGCCCCAGCCAGCAGCUUCAGAAAGAUCUCCAAGCCUCUGAUGGAGAAGAAGCGCCGUGCACGAAUCAACGUGUCCCUGGAACAGCUAAGGUCUCUUCUGGAGAGACACUACUCACAUCAGAUACGGAAACGAAAGCUGGAGAAGGCGGAUAUCCUGGAGCUGAGUGUGAAGUACGUGAGGAGCCUCCAGAACUCAUUGCAAGGACUCUGGCCAGUACCCAGUGGGGUGGACUACCCCUUCCAAGGCGGCUUGCCCAGCGUGAGCCAGAGGCUUCGGCCCGGAGAGGACCACAGCGGCCUGCGCUGCCCCCUGCUGCUUCAGCGCAGGGCGGGCAGCACCACGGACAGCACCAGCCCACAGGCGGCCUCUGUUCUCAGUCCCUGCCUCCCGGCCAUCUGGGCCCCAGGUCCCGCUGCAGGUGGCUCUCAGUCCCCGCAGUCCCCUUUCCCUCUCCCUCUCCCUCUCCCUCUCCCUCUCCCUCUCCCUCUCCCUCUCCCUGGAAGUCUCCUUGAGUCGUCCACCGGCGUUCUGGCACCAGAACCUGCAUCAAACUGCCAGGCCGAGAGUCCGAGACCCGGGUUUCGCCUGUGGCGGCCCUGGUGAAGCCGCCGCAAGGAUUUAGACUCAAGCCCUCCUCCCCUCCCCCAUCACCCCGCCGUCUAGUCUGGGGAAACUAUUUUGGGGCACCUAUGGUGACUGCAAGGAGUCAUUCUAUCAAUCGAUGGCCUGGUGGGUCUACAGGGACAUCCACGGAGCCAUUUGCGGAUGGGGUCUGUACGUCUAGGUGAUUUCACCCACUCCAGACAGACCAGCUUUCC